Messenger RNA from Acanthisitta chloris (rifleman), 9061 nucleotides. RefSeq names its product hydrocephalus-inducing protein homolog. NCBI's taxonomy places the organism in Eukaryota, Metazoa, Chordata, Aves, Passeriformes, Acanthisittidae. Gene Ontology annotation, biological process: axonemal central apparatus assembly; cilium movement. The record is from RefSeq and is a predicted model, not a curated record. Gene Ontology annotation, cellular component: axoneme.
CAAGGAGAUGUCUCUCAGAAGCCAGCAGAAGUUGGCUGGAACUCGGGGAAUGAAGCUGCCCUCAAUUGUCCAGCCUCUAGACAUCAGAGAGACCUCCCAUCGCAAAUUAUCACCAGCUGACCCAAACCAGCCCAUGAUUCAGCCUGCCCCAGCAGAGGUGCUAUUUCAGAACUACAUCCCUGGUGAGGUCUGUGAAAUGCCGCUGGUUCUGAGGAACAGGGAUAAGGUUCCUCGGCUGGUGAAGGUCACCUUGGAGAACUCCCCUUAUUUCCAGUUGGUUGGCCCCAAUGGUGUGUGCCAUACACUACCACCAGGCAUGUGUUCUACUUUACGCAUCCUCUUCACCCCGGAUGAGAACAAGGAUUAUUUUCAUGAGCUCCACUGUGUCUCUAAAAGGCAAGAGUUUGUGGUGCCAAUUCGAGCCAUUGCUGCCCAUACCACCUUGGACUUCCCUGGCCAGCUGGACUUCUCGGUCUGUCCAGUCAACUACCGCACCCAGAAGACUCUGCUGGUUCACAACCUCGGUAACCUGGAAGCUCAUUACCACAUCAGCACUGAGAGCCCUUUCUCUGCCACUCCGGCCAUGGGGACUGUCAGCAUUGGCGAGUCCAUGCAAGUGACAGUGGAAUUUCACCCGCUGCAGACUGGUGAUCACUCUGCAUCCCUGGUCGUGCACUACCACACAGGUAAAGAUAUCCACACGAGCCUUCAUGGAACAGCUGUGGAUGUCAACAUUGGGAUGGACAGGGACUCUGUAACAGUGGAGCAGACUUACCUCACACUGUCAAAUCACAGGACCGUGGUCAUCCACAACAGGAGUAACAUCACAGCCCGCUUCCAGUGGAAGGCUGAUGCUACUCAGGAAGAGGAGGAUGAGCAGAAGCUGAGGCUGUGUCAGCAGAAGAAGGACAACGUGGGUGAUUUUCUAAUGGAGAGCAGAGAGAACAUCACUCACGGAGAAUACCGUUCCCUUUUCUCCCGCACCUUCCACAGCCAGAGGGCAAAGAUGCAAGGAGACCCCAUUCUGUUCUCUGAUGACAUUUUUGCCAUUGAGCCACUGGAGGGAGAGAUCUGUCCAAAUUCUUCGGCUGAAAUCAAUGUCAUCUUUAAACCACAAGCAGCCCAAGUCUAUACAAAAGUGGCGUACUGCAACAUCUCAGGCCGUGAGACCAGGCUGCCCCUGUGCCUCACAGGGAAAGGCCUCGGGCCCCAGCUCCAUUUCGGGUUGGAGGAACUCGACAUUGGGAAGAUUUUUGUUGGAGAAGCCCACAGCUAUGAGGUGAUCCUGUUUAACAAAGGACCUAUUGAGGCUCCCUUCAGCCAUGUCCCUCCAGCCACAGCCAUGGGCUCCUGCUUCACCUUUCUGCCCCGGGAGGGCAUAAUUGCACCAAAGGGGCUCCAGGCUAUCAGGAUCUCCUUCAGUUCCACCAUCCUGGGGGAGUUCAGGGAAGAAUUCCAGUUCAAUGUGACUGGAUCCCCUGAGCCUGUGACCUUGACUAUCAGCGGCUGUGUCACUGGGCCAACUUUGCAUUUUGAUGUGCCUGUCCUCAACUUUGGUGACGUCUCCUUUGGCUUUCCUCACACUUUGUCCUGUCGCCUGACUAACACCUCCUUGGUGCCCGUGACCGUCAGCCUUCGCAUUCCGAAGGACGGCUCAGGAAAGCCCAGUGUUACCAGCAUUGCUCAGAUGUCCAAUGCCACUAGUCCAUUCUGGAGAAAGGGAGCUCGAGGUCCCAUGCAGCCAAUGGAGUUCACUGUAACACCCUGCAGCAGGACCAUCGGCUCCCAGAGAUUCCAGGAUAUCCAGGUCACCCUGUGCUCCAACACUGUGGGAGACUACAAGCUGGAACUGGUGGUGGACGUGGAUGGUGUUGGCGAGGUGGUAUCGACGCUGCUCCUCAUAGCCAGAUGUGUCGUUCCUCCGCUGCAUGUGCUCAACCCUGUUGUGACCUUUGGACAGUGCUAUUUAAAGUUCCCUUACCAGCAGACGCUGACCCUUGUAAAUGACAGCAACCUUCCUGGCUGCUACAGGGUUCUCCCUCAGGAACACAAGGAGGCUGCUGCUGUGCGGUACUCCGCCCCCGAGCCAUGUCAGAUUAUCAAGGCUCACAGCUCGGUGGACAUCCCGUUUAUACUUGAAGCCCAAUUGUUGGGCGAGCAUGACAUCACUGUGGACAUUGCUGUGUUUGGGAGUGAAGGAUCUCCACUGAAAAUUCAUUUAGUGAGCACUGGACGUGGACCAGUUGUCUACACAUAUCCAAGUUCAAUAAACUUUGGGAGGAUCCAAGUACUGCAGGAGACUUCCCAAACUCUCCAACUCUCCAAUCAGAGUAUCAUCCCUGCAACCUUCUGGGCAGAGAUGGCUGACAAAUGCUCAUACUGGAGGAUCGAACCCAGUAAAGGAGUGAUCCCUGCCAAGACUAAGGUGUCUAUGACUGUCACAGCCAACCUGGAUGAUACAAAGAAAUUUCAGGAUGAGGUGAAGCUAUUCGUUGAGAAUAGCCAUAUGAUCACCAUCCCCAUCCAGGCUUUAGGCAUUGGCACCACAAUUGUCAUUGACAAACCGUUUGCUCCAGAGCUCAAGUUGGGACCACACUUCAGCCUCAUUCCCUGCUGUUAUCAGUUCAAAGUAACAAAUAAAGGACGACGUGUCCAUCGCCUGUACUGGACCACAGAAGAUUUCAGCAUGUUUCAGCAGCAUCAUUGUCUCCCUGCCCUCAGUAUCAAGGGCAAAGAUGCUUCGCUGAGCCCCAAACUUGCCAGUCCUGUGUUUAAGCUGCGACCACCAAGGAUGGAACUGAUGCCAGGCCAGACUAUGGAGCUAGUGCUGGAGGGCUUCUCCAGCUGUCCUCAAGAGGUGAAGGAGCACCUGCUGUGUCAUGCCAUUGUGGGGACAGAGACAACAAAGACACAGAUAAUGCAAACAGUGCUCACCUGUGGCUUCAUUUCUCCCACUGUGCAAGCAUCAUCCAAAGAAAUCAUUUUCUGUGUCGAAAAGCAACCCAGUGAUGUUCUGACUCUGGAGUACAAACCUCUGUCUUUGAAAAACACCUGCCCCCUGCCACUCAGCAUUGUGCUGGACUUGGAGCAGCCCUUCCUAAUCUGCACAGUGGACCGGCAGCCCCUCCCUGCAGGUGUCCAGCCCAUGAAGCUGGAGGCAGGGGAGGAACUUCAUCUCUGCAUCGGAUUUAACCUGGCUUAUGAGAAGGAUUUGAAUAUCCAGGUAGCAGAGAAGGCUCUGAAGAUGCGGUUCAUGGAGCAUCCUCAUGAGCAGCAGAUCACCAUUCGGGGAGAAGUCUAUUUCCCAAAUCUCCAUAUUCAGCCCAAGGCCCUGGACUUCGGCUGCAUCAUGAAUGACACUGAACAAGUGCAUUGCAUCAAGAUGACCAACUGCAGCCCAAUUCCUGUUCAGUUCCACUGGUCAUUCCAGGCAGAGAGCCCAGUGAACCCAAUAAAGUAUGCUUUCCAUGCCCUGCCGAUGUCUGGUGUGCUGCAGCCAGGCAAGAGCCAGAAGGUCAAGUUCAGCUUCUUUGGCCACGCAAACAUCAUCGCCCAUGUCACAGCGCUGUGUCAGGUGGAGGGAGGCCCCACCUACAAAGUGGCACUGUAUGGGGAGGCUUCUUGCCUCAGCUACCGCCUGGACAUGCGGGAGGUGGACUGCAGGCUGCAGGUGUUUAAUGAAGUCACUGAAGCAAAAGUCACCCUGAGAAACAAUGGGAAGAUUGGAUUCACAUACGUGGUGCUAAAUCCGAGCACUGCCACUGCAGCCAGCCUUCUGCCUGGUGUGCCCCUGGUUGUGCCCAGGACAGGUUACAUUGGAUCUGGAAAGGAGCAAGUGCUGAAAGUCUCUUACCUGCCAGGAAUGUUCUGCAGGACUUUCCAGGUCCAAGUGGGUCACCUGGAACCUGCAGAAAUCUCUCUGAAAGGAGAGGCAGUCUUUCCCAGGAUCUCUAUGGACCUGCCCUGGAACAUCAAAGGAAAUAAAAAGUAUGAGAAAGUACUGAAAGAGGCAAAAGAAAAGCUGGAAAAGGACAGGCAGAGUGGUGCAGCAUUUGUUCUCAGGGAGGCUGUGGCCAUGGAGCCACCCGUGGAUGACUCUGGCACUUUGGACACUCUGCUGCAGAUGGAGAUGGAGCAGAUGCUGAUAGAGGAACAUGCUCUGGAGCAGCAGAGAGUUCUCAGCUCCCAUCCUGCAAAGGACACUGUCUUUGACGAAUGCGCUCGUCAGGGGCUUGUCAAAGCUCAGCUGCCCGAGUACAUCCUGGACAUGGGCAAUGUCAUUCUUGGUGUCGUUGAGAGGCGCAUUGUGAAGGUCACCAACACUGGACUGUUCCCAGUGUCCUUCAAGGCUGAUGUACAUGUCCUGUGUGACACAGGUUUCAGCCUGGACCUGGAGCAGGUGCAGUGCCUGCCCUACUGCGAGACUAAGACAUUUGAAGUGUGCUUUGACAGCACCAACCUGCCAGUGGGAGAGGUGGAUGUGCUCCUGCCCAUCAAGGUAGCAAGAGGCCCCACGUUUCACAUCAGCCUCCGUGCCAGUGUAGUUGCACUCUCCCUCAGUCUCUCCAGGGACAGAGUGCAGUUCUCGGCUGUCCAGGUUGGGCAGUGUGUGGAGGAAACAGUCCUGAUCCACAAUCAGUUCCAACUGCCCUGUAAAUGGUUCAUCACUAUGAACAAGACAGUUAAGAAGGUGGACAAACAUUUGACACCAAGCAUGUGUCAGAAGCAGCUCCAGACUACAGAGGCUGAGCCCUGUGUGUUCGAGGCACUGCCCUCAGCUGGAACCCUCGCUCCAGGACACUGGUGCAAAGUGCAAAUCCGGUUUGCACCCACGGCAGAGAAACCCUACAGAAAUGUGAUGAAGGUUAACAUUUGUGAGAGUGCACAGCACCUCCCACUGCACCUCUCGGGACAGGGUCUGGAACCACGGCUAGAGUUCAGCUCCACAGCGCUCAAGCUGGGACCACUGCUGCCAUGCAGCCCUGAGGUGGAGGGGACAGUGGUGGUGAAGAAUCCAUGCGAGUUCCCCAUUGAAUUUUACUCACUGGAGUUUGAUGAGCAGUACCUUGAGGAGGAGCAGAUCCUGCGGGUGCUGAAGGACUUUGAGUGCCAGAACACCUUGUUGAUGCCUCCUCGUGCUCCUGGUGAGGAGCUGCCCCCAGAGGUGCUGGAGUACUAUGAAGAACAGAAGAAGCUGCAGGGUGAAGAGACAGAGUUCAAGGACAAGGAACCAUCAGCGCAGAGGGAUUGUUGUCAUAUCGCGCGCCACCUUGGCAUUGAUCUCUCUGCAGAAGGACUUGCAGCUGAAAAGCGCAGAGGGAUUGUUGUCAUUGUCCAUGGCGCACCACUGACAGGGAAGACAGAGGUAGCGGUCGCCCUGUCCAAGUAUUAUGGUGCUGCCUGCUUGUCCAUUGAUACUGUGGUGACAGAAGCCAUCUCAGACAGGACAAGCUCGGUAGGGCUCUGUGCCCAGGAGCUGUGCAUCAGGGCUGCCAUUAAGUACAGAAGCAAGGAGACAGUGAAUGCUGGUGAAAAGGCAGAUGCCUCCCUCAACACUAAGGCCAAACACAACCAGUCUGGCUCUGGGGACAAAGGCAGUCUGCAGACGCACAGUUCCCAGUGCCAGGCAAGCCCUACAGUGCACAAGAGGAAGGCAUCCUUCAAAUCCAUAGGCCAGAAAAAUCUUUCAACAAACUCCAAGGGCUCAUUGGAUUCCACUGCUCCUGUGCAGCAGUGGCUGAGCAUCUGCGGCAGCAUUGCUGGAGAGACAGGCUGUAUGAGCUGCGUUCUGCCUGAGGACUUGCUGGUGGACAUCCUCUCUGAAAGGCUGCAGCUGAGUGACUGCUACCGGGGAGUGGUGAUUGAUGGCCUAGAGACCCUCUUUGCAGACAGCAUAGCAUCUGCUCUCCUCUGCCUUCUCAGAGCUGUCAGCAGUCGGCCUCAUAUUUACAUGGUGAACCUGUUCCAGAAUCAUGCUUCUGGGAAAGGCAAGGAGACAGCUGCAAAGGAGCAGGAAGUACGGGAGCAGGAAGAAGCUGCCAGGAGGGAGGAAGACCAUCUCUGGGAGCUGAAUGAGGAUGAGUAUGAUGCCCUCCCUGAGGAGCAGAAAAUGCAGCUUAAUAACAAAAUACAGCAAGUCCAUUGGGAGUGGAAGAAGAGGGAGCUUGAGCAUCUGGCUCAAGAGCAUGAAGAAAGGCAACAGCAGGAACCAGAGCACUUGGAAAACCAAAGAGAGCUGCAGAAGAAGGAUGCCUGCCCAAUGAAGGUUGAGGAACCUGCAGACUCACAGAAGAGGGAAACCAAAAAGGAGGCACAAACAGACAGUGAGAAGAACCUGGCCCGGAAACUUAAGAUCUAUGAGUCAUCGCAGAAGGAUGUUGCACAUAUUGUGUCAUCCUGGGACAGGGUUCGGGGUAUCCUGUCACUUAAACAAGAGAAGGUGAAGCAUCAAGUGAAAGACAAGUCCCAGCCUUUAUCUAGACACAAAGGCCAGAAGAAGAACAAGAAGCUGGAGAGUGUGGAAAAACACAGAGUCCAAAAGGGACUCCAGUUAUCUCAACAAGAAGGAGGAAGGGCAGAAGAGCCAGUUGGAGGCCAGGAUCUCGGGGUGCCCUGCUUGGACAUCCAGGUUCCGAGCUCUAAGGACUUGCUGAGGACGAUCCUGGAGAGUGGCAAGCUGCCAGCAGCAGAGCAGAUCCUGGAUGUUCUGGGACUGGGUCCCUCAGGGCCUCCCGUUCCCCCUGCUGCUGUUUACUCUCUGGUCCCCUAUCCAGAGAAGCGGAUGGCCCCCGAAGCAUCAGCAGAUGUCAAACACUUUGUCUUGGUUGCACCAGAAGGUGCUGCUGCAGAAGACAAAAGCAGAAGUCUCGUACAAGCCACCCCCACCAGAGGCCAGUCGAGGAAGCAGAAAGCUACAGGCAAACAGAGGGAGGCAAAGGAGAAGCAGAAGUCCAUCAGAGGCAAGAGAGAUCUUCAGGAUCCCUCUACAGGAGCACACAAAAGUUCAUCUGAGGCACAGAAUAAACGGCUUGAAAGUGCUUCAACCCCAAGGAGACCCACCAGGUUGAGCAGGUGCCGGUGGAUAGUGCCUGCCCACAGCGAGGUGGAACUGAAGGUCCGGUUCAGCUCCAUGGUGCCAGGACAGUUCAAGCAUACGAUGCAUUUUGAGGUCCUAGGGACAAAGCGCCUGUACCAGCUGCCCUGCAGUGGCUCCUGCCUGUACCCCACCAUCAGCCAGAAGCCACGACUGGUGUUUCCUCACUGGAGGAAGAGCAAAAAGGAUGAUGACAUCAUCUUCAAGGAGUACAUCAUGAACACAGGGGUAUUCCACUUUGGACCACUGCUGUGUGGGAAGUCAAGAGAGUGGUACAAGGCACAGAACUGUCCCAGCAACAGUGAGAAGAUAAUCAUCCUCAAUGACUCCCCCUUGGAGGCAGAGGUGCAUUUCUCCUUUGAGGAUGAUGACAAAGCAGAGACAUUCCUUUUGGACCCUCCCAGCAUGAAGCUGAAACCAAACGAGAAGCAGGAGCUGAGCAUUUGGGCGUACCCCACUUCCGCUGGCCUCCUGGAAGACAAACUCAUCUGCUGCAUUAAGGAGAACCCAGAGCCAGUGGUCUUCAGCGUGUGCUGCCAAGGGGUGCACGUGGAGCUGGAUAUCAGCCCCAGGGAGUUGUGUUUUGGCCGGCUGCUUCUGCACAGUAGCUACAACAAGUGCCUGGUGCUGAAAAACCCCACCCCACUGCCCCUCGCCUGGCAGCUCACGGGGCUGGAAGACCUUGGCAAGGACUUCUCUGUGUCACAAGAUAAGGGCAUCCUUGAUCCUGGCACAGAAUUUGAGGUGCAAGUGUAUUUCAAGGCCAUGAAGGUUGUCAGCAUUGACAAGAUGAUUCAGCUUGAGGUUUCAGAUGCAGGAAACAUCCUGGGGAUGGUUCAUGCUGAAAACAUCAAAGUCUCUGUGGAGGUCUAUGAUGUUGCUGUGAGCAUCGGCAUACCUCAAGGUCAAGAUGGCAACUUGGAAUUUAAAACCAUUAAUGUGCAGGGCAAUACGAAGGAAGUUCUGAUUCUAAGGAACAGAGGAAAGUAUGACGUUGAGUACAGUUUCAUGCUGCGAAGUGCAGAUACCAAGAUAGGCAACUUGGCAUCCUACUUCACUAUCAAGCCAGAGAAAGGUGUGCUGGAGGCCUCCAAGCCCCCUGUGAAAGUUGAGAUACUCUUCCACCCUGAACGUGCAGUGAACAUACAGGGCAAAUCCAUCCUGUACUGCCAGAUCACUGAUCCCAGCAUCAGUAAAGGAAACCAGACCGUCACCACCAUCCCAUUGAGGGUGUCGGCAAAAGCUGUGUUCAGCAAGUACAGCAUUCACCCUGCCUCACCCAUCAGCUUUGGUGUUAUGAAGAAGGACACCAGGAAAACCCACUCCUUCGUGUUGGAGAACAAUGGCAGCAUCACCUUCAAAUAUGAAAUCGACCAAGCAGCCCUGGACACACCUGUAUUGCCAAGGAAAAGUUCACAUCAAAAGGAAUCUGCCCCCUCCAAAGAGUAUGGAAAGGCAGACAGAAUUACCGGCUCAGCCAGGGAAAGAAGGUCCUCACUGCCAAGGAGUGCAAAGCACUUCAAGCAGGAUAAACUCACCCUCGGCAUGUUCACUGUGUACCCUUGCUCCGGCCCUCUCUAUCCUGGGGCCAAACAGAAGAUCACAGUGGAUUGCCACGCAAACACACUGGGGACAUGUGAGGAGCAGCUGUACAUCGACAUCAGCGGCAGAGACCCCAGGGACCAUCCCCGCGGCAUUCCCUUCACCCUGAUGGCCGAGUCCUGCCUCCCACAGCUUGUGGUCAAAGACGUAGAGUCCAUCUUUGAACAGUACCCGAUCUGCAGUAGUGCUGACCUCUGCCAGAAGCUAGAGUCAGUGCAAGGCAGUGGUGUGUUCAUCAGAGAUGAGAAUGAAUUCAUCUUCACCAAUGUUCUGGUUGGGCACUGGGCCACAGCUCACUUCAAGAUCUGCAAUGCGAGCAAGCUCCCCUGUGAUGUGGUCCUCUCCAUCAAAGCCAUGCCUGGAGAG